CUGCACACAGUAUGAGAUGAAUAAAUCCAAUUUUAAGAUGGAGAUUUCAUUGCUUUCCCUAUUUGAGUAUUCUUUGCUACAAUGGGCGCACGAGCAGAUCCCUUGAUAUGAUUCGGGUCAAAUAACCACAACCAAUUUAAAAAUGCAAUAGUUUUAAAUGAUGAAAUUAUGUUUGUGAAGUACAGAAUUUGUAUUUCUUACCUGAAUUUUAUGCUGGGAGUCCAGUGGGAUGCUUUGUCACAGUUGAAACUUCUUUCUACAGAAAAAUUUCCUUAAAUGCUGUUGAGAUUUUUUUGUUUUAAAUUUCUUAUUGAUGCCCUGGAAGUAUUUGGAAUUUUGAUAAUUCAUGUCUAUAUGAAUGUCUUGUAUCUGUAGGAAAUUCGUCCAUGGACCCAUAUGAUGGAAGUACCACAGUUGCAUGGCUUUGGGCCAGCUGCCAAUCGCUUGUUGGAGGCUUAUAAAACGCUUUUGAAGUUUCUCUGGAACUUGAGGAAUCUCAAAGAUUCACAUGCUGCUGUUGCUGUUGGGUCGGCUGAAUCAGCACCAGAUGAACACUCUUCUGUCACAAGAAUAAUUGCCGAGUGUGAGUCAGCAUUGACAUUUUUGAAUCGUGAUCUUGGGAUCCUUUCUGCUUCUGUUGCUCGAGAACGGGGUGAAGAGGCACAAUAAUAUGAAGAUGUCCUCAGAAUGUGGGUGUGUGUGUGUACAGUCUAGCUUCUAUUCAGGGCAUGUUUGUAAAUGGAAUGUUCUGUUUUAUUAUCUUUGGCUAUGAUUGGAAUGAGCAUUAAUUACUGGUUUAAUUGGAGAAGUGUACUCAAACUUCACUAAUCCUUUUCCCAACUAAAUUGAUUCGGCCAAGCAUUUCAUA
Messenger RNA from Macadamia integrifolia, 868 nucleotides. RefSeq names its product AUGMIN subunit 7-like. The record is from RefSeq and is a predicted model, not a curated record. The transcript is spliced from 2 exons. Gene Ontology annotation, biological process: spindle assembly; centrosome cycle. NCBI's taxonomy places the organism in Eukaryota, Viridiplantae, Streptophyta, Magnoliopsida, Proteales, Proteaceae. The coding region runs from base 397 to 669 and encodes 90 amino acids. Gene Ontology annotation, cellular component: HAUS complex. Gene Ontology annotation, molecular function: microtubule minus-end binding.